AGGUUAGGUUAGUGGGAUCUGGGUUUCUAGAAGGGUCUAUGAGGGCUAGAUUUUUAACAGUCAAAAAGUCAACCACAAGAAGCCUACAAAGCGACAAGCUAGCUUGUCGGAUUGCAAGAGCCAAGAUGGCGGAGGAGAGGGAGAUUACCCUGCGCCGGUUCGACCUCUCGGACCUCGACGACUACAUGGUGUGGGCGUCCGACGACAGGGUGACCGCCUUCUGCCGGUGGGACAGCUACACCGACAAGGAGGACCUCCGCCGGUACAUGCGGGAGACGGUGCUCCCCCACCCGUGGUUCAGGGCCAUAUGCCUCGGCGGGCGGCCCAUCGGCGCCCUGUCGGUGGACCUGGGCGUCGGCUGCGACCGCUGCAAGGGGGAGCUGGGCUACGUGCUGGCGACCGCCCACUGGGGCCGAGGCUACGCGACGGCGGCGGUGAAGAUGGCGGUCCGAUCCGUGUUCCAGGAGGUGGAGGGGUUGGAGCGGGUGGAGGCGCUGGUGGACGUGGACAACAAGGGGUCUCAGAGAGUGCUGGAGAAGGCGGGGUUUGUGAGGGAAGGGGUGCUGAGGAAGUCGAUGGUGUCCAAGGGGAGGACGAGGGACUUGGUCAUGUUUAGCUUCAUCUCCACUGAUGCUUCGGUGGAUGGAUUGAUUGAUUGAUGUGUGGAUUGUGUUGUGUUGUUCUCGA
This is a messenger RNA of Musa acuminata subsp. malaccensis (wild Malaysian banana), 687 nucleotides long. RefSeq lists its product as uncharacterized. Gene Ontology annotation, molecular function: acyltransferase activity, transferring groups other than amino-acyl groups. Lineage: Eukaryota; Viridiplantae; Streptophyta; Magnoliopsida; Zingiberales; Musaceae. The record is from RefSeq and is a predicted model, not a curated record.